Molecule: messenger RNA, 12601 nt
Organism: Choloepus didactylus (southern two-toed sloth)
Lineage: Eukaryota; Metazoa; Chordata; Mammalia; Pilosa; Megalonychidae
Gene: SPEN
Product: spen family transcriptional repressor
Exons: 15
Coding region: 577-11541 (3654 amino acids)
Biological process (GO): regulation of transcription by RNA polymerase II
Cellular component (GO): nucleus
Molecular function (GO): mRNA binding
Source: RefSeq, a predicted model, not a curated record
CUGAGCGCGUCUGCCCCGCGGCCGGCCUCCCCGACGGCUGCGCGCCUGCGCACCAGGACCGAGCGCGCGAGCGUUCCUGCCCCGCCCGGCGUUCCUCCCUCCCCCGCGCGCCUGCGCUCAGUCUGAGAGGAACUCCGAGCCUCCGCGGGCGGGCAGGCGGACGGACGCGCCCGCGGCGAGGGGAGGCGGCGAGAGGCGGGCCGCGCGCGCGCCGGUGGGAAGCGUCCGGCUGCCACAGCGCCAGCUCCGUCGUAGUCGCUGCCGCCCGGGUCCCGCUCGCCCCUCCUCCCGGCUCCCCCCUCCCGUCGCCGCCGCCGCCCGGGCGCAUGCGCCGCCGGAGCGCGAGGGUCGGCAUCGGGUGUGUGGUGGCGGCAGAGCGGAGCUGCGGGGCCCGAGAGUCAGAACCUGGGGGAGAGGGAUGGUCUCUGCACGGGGGGGAGCCGGAGGAGCCGCCGCCGCUGCCGACGCCACCGCCGCAGCCGCCGCCGCCGCCGCGCCCGCCUCCCGGCGCUGACGGUCUCGUACGAGGCCGGCGAGGGAGAACCCGCAGCAGCGGUCGCCGGCACACCGCCCAGCAUGGUCCGGGAAACCAGGCACCUCUGGGUGGGCAACUUACCGGAGAAUGUACGGGAAGAGAAGAUCAUCGAGCAUUUCAAACGAUAUGGCCGUGUGGAAAGUGUCAAAAUUCUCCCCAAGAGGGGAUCUGAAGGAGGAGUGGCUGCCUUUGUGGAUUUUGUGGACAUCAAAAGUGCACAGAAAGCUCACAACUCAGUCAACAAAAUGGGAGAUAGAGACCUACGCACGGAUUAUAAUGAACCAGGCACCAUUCCAAGUGCUGCUCGGGGAUUGGAUGAUACAGUUUCCAUAGCAUCUCGUAGUAGAGAGGUUUCUGGGUUCAGAGGAGGUGGUGGAGGGCCUGCUUAUGGCCCCCCACCAUCACUUCAUGCACGAGAAGGACGUUAUGAGCGGAGACUUGAUGGGACUUCAGAUAACAGGGAGCGUGCUUAUGAACAUAGUGCCUAUGGACACCAUGAACGGGGGACAGGCGGCUUUGAUCGGACAAGACAUUACGAUCAGGAUUACUAUAGAGAUCCUCGAGAGCGGACUUUACAACAUGGGCUCUAUUAUACUUCUCGAAGUCGAAGUCCAACCCGUUUUGAUGCUCAUGAUCCCCGAUAUGAACCUAGGGCUCGGGAACCGUUUACACUGCCCAGUGUGGUACACAGGGAUAUCUACAGGGAUGAUAUUACCCGGGAGGUACGAGGCAGAAGGCCAGAGCGGAAUUACCAGCACAGCAGAAGUCGGUCACCGCAUUCAUCCCAAUCUAGAAAUCAGUCUCCUCAGAGACUGGCUAGCCAAGCGUCUAGACCCACAAGGUCCCCUAGCGGCAGCGGCUCUAGGAGUAGAUCCUCCAGUAGUGAUUCAAUCAGCAGCAGCAGUAGUACCAGCAGUGACAGCAGCGAUUCCAGCAGUAGUUCAAGUGAUGACUCCCCUGCCCGGUCAGUUCAGUCUGCAGCAGUUCCGGCACCCACUUCCCAGUUGCUUUCAUCUCUGGAAAAAGAUGAGCCACGUAAAAGUUUUGGGAUCAAGGUUCAGAAUCUUCCAGUACGCUCUACAGAUACAAGCCUUAAAGAUGGACUUUUCCAUGAAUUUAAGAAAUUUGGAAAGGUAACAUCAGUGCAAAUACAUGGAACUUCGGAAGAGAGGUAUGGUCUGGUAUUCUUUCGACAGCAAGAGGACCAAGAAAAAGCAUUGACUGCAUCAAAAGGAAAACUUUUCUUUGGCAUGCAGAUUGAAGUAACAGCAUGGAUAGGGCCAGAAACAGAAAGUGAAAAUGAAUUUCGCCCUUUGGAUGAAAGGAUAGAUGAAUUUCACCCCAAAGCAACAAGAACGCUCUUUAUUGGCAACCUUGAAAAAACCACUACUUAUCAUGACCUUCGCAAUAUCUUCCAGCGCUUUGGGGAAAUUGUGGAUAUUGAUAUUAAGAAAGUAAAUGGAGUUCCUCAGUAUGCAUUCUUGCAAUACUGUGAUAUUGCCAGCGUUUGUAAGGCUAUUAAGAAGAUGGAUGGGGAAUACCUGGGAAAUAAUCGCCUCAAGCUGGGUUUUGGAAAGAGCAUGCCUACAAACUGUGUGUGGUUAGAUGGACUUUCUUCAAAUGUGUCAGAUCAGUAUUUAACGCGACAUUUCUGUCGAUACGGGCCAGUGGUAAAGGUGGUGUUUGACCGCUUAAAAGGCAUGGCCCUGGUUCUCUACAAUGAAAUUGAAUAUGCACAAGCAGCUGUAAAAGAGACCAAGGGGAGGAAACUCGGUGGGAAUAAAAUUAAGGUGGAUUUUGCAAAUCGGGAAAGUCAGCUGGCUUUUUAUCACUGCAUGGAGAAAUCUGGUCAGGAUAUCAGAGAUUUUUAUGAAAUGUUAGCAGAAAGAAGAGAGGAACGAAGGGGAUCGUAUGACUAUAACCAAGACCGUACCUAUUAUGAAAAUGUUCGUACUCCAGGCACAUAUCCGGAGGAUUCCAGACGAGACUAUCCAGCUCGAGGGAGAGAAUUUUAUUCAGAAUGGGAAACUUACCAAGGAGAUUACUAUGAAUCACGAUAUUAUGAAGAUCCUCGGGAAUACAGAGAUUACAGGAAUGAUCCUUAUGAACAAGAUAUCCGGGAAUACAGUUACAGGCAAAGAGAACGAGAGAGAGAACGAGAAAGAUUUGAGCCUGACCGGGACAGAGAUCAUGAGAGGAGGCCAAUUGAACGAAGUCAGAGUCCAGUUCACUUGCGGCGUCCACCGAGUCCUGGAACAUCCCCCUCACAGUCAGAGAGAUUACCAAGUGAUUCCGAGAGGAGGGUUUAUAGCCGAUCCUCAGACCGCAGUGGAAGCUGUAGCUCACUUUCCCCACCAAGAUAUGAUAAGCUUGACAAAUCUCGCCUGGAUCGCUAUACAAAAAACGAAAAGACAGAAAAAGACCGAACUUUUGAUCCUGAGAGAGGGGAGAGAGAGAGACGCUUAAUAAGGAAGGAAAAAGUGGAAAAGGACAAAAUUGACAAGCAGAAACGAAAAGGAAAAGUUCAUUCUCCUAGUUCUCAGUCUUCAGAAACAGACCAAGAAAAUGAGAGAGAACAGAGCCCUGAAAAAUUAAGGAGUUCUAAUAAACUGAGCAGAGAGAAAGCUGACAAAGAGGGACUUGCAAAAAACCGCCUAGAUCUCAUGCCUUGUGUGGUUUUGACUCGAGUGAAAGAAAAAGAGGGAAAAGUGAUUGAACAUGCGGCUUUGGAAAAGCCAAAAGUUAAACUUGAUAAUGACACUGUAAAAUCUCCUGUAGAUCAGAAACUUCAGGCCUCUCAAACUGAGCCUGCAAAGCCUGACCUGUCUAAACUGGAAUCUGUUAGAACAAAAGUGGCAAAGGAAAAGGGACUUUCAAGUCACAUUGAAGUAGUAGAUAAGGAAAGCAGGCUUAAGCCCAGGAAACACCUAAAACCAGACCCGACCAUUGAUGGGAUAAAUACUGUGGAUCUGGAGAAGCUGGAAGCUAGGAAAAGGCGGUUUGCAGAUCCAAAUUUGAAAGCAGAAAGGCAGAAAUCAGAAGUCAAGAAAAGCAGUCCAGAGAUGGAGGAUGCUCGGGUGUUUUUAAAAAAGCAGCCUGAUAUAUCAUCUAGAGAAGCCAUUCUGCCGAGGGAAGGAGAGAUAGAAAGAAAGCCUGCAAGGAAAGAAGUUCUUAAAAGAGAAUCCAAAAAAAUCAAACUGGAUAGACUUAAUCCUACUGUUCCCAGCUCCAAAGACUGUCAGGAGCUAGCCAGUAUUUCUCUUGGGGCUGGCUUAAGGCCGAACACAGACCUCCAAGCAAGGCUAGGAGAAACAGUAGGUCAAUCUGUGGAAAAUCAAGAAAUCCAAUCAAAAAAACCCACUCCCUCAAAACCACAGCUGAAACAGCUGCAACUACUAGAUGAUCAAGGACCAGAGAGUGAGGAUAUUAGGAAAAACUAUUGCAACCUUCGUGAUGAAACACCUGAAUAUAAAUCAGGCCAAGAGAAAUCAUAUUCAGUAAACACUGAAGAAAAAAUUGGCAUUGAUAUUGAUCACACGCAGAGUUACCGAAAACAAAUGGAACAGAGUCGUAGAAAGCAGCAGAUGGAGAUGGAAAUAGCCAAGUCCGAGAAGUUUGGCAGUCCUAAGAAAGAUGUAGAUGAAUAUGAAAGGCGUAGCCUUGUUCAUGAGGUGGGCAAACCCCCUCAGGAUGUCACUGAUGACUCUCCUCCCAGCAAAAAGAAAAGGAUGGACCACCUUGAUUUUGAUAUCAGCACCAAGAGAGAGAGGAAUUACAGAAGUUCACGCCAAAUCAGUGAAGAUUCUGAAAGGACUGGGUGUUCUCCCAGCAUCCGACAUGGUUCCUUCCAUGAAGAUGAUGACCCCAUUGGUUCCCCUAAGCUAAUGUCAGUAAAAGGGUCUCCUAAAGGAGAUGAUAAAGGUCUCCCCUAUUCUAAUGUAUCAGUCAGGGAAGAGUCCUUAAAAUUUAAUCCUUAUGAUUCUAGCAGGAGAGAACAGAUGGCCGACAUGGCCAAAAUAAAGCUCUCUGUCUUGAAUUCUGAAGGUGAACUAAAUCGUUGGGACCCUCAAAUGAAACAGGAUGCCAGCAGAUUUGAUGUGAGUUUCCCAAACAGCAUAAUUAAGAGAGACAGUCUUCGAAAGAGGUCUGUACGAGACUUGGAACCUGGUGAGGUUCCUUCUGAUUCUGAUGAAGAUGGUGAACACAAAUCACAUUCACCCAGAGCCUCUGUAUUGUAUGAAAGUUCCCGAUUGUCUUUUUUAUUGAGGGACCGAGAAGACAAAUUACGUGAACGAGAUGAAAGACUCUCUGGUUCUUUAGAAAGGAACAAAUUUUAUUCUUUUGCAUUGGAUAAGACAAUCACACCAGACACUAAGGCUUUGCUUGAAAGAGCUAAAUCCCUGUCUUCAUCUCGAGAGGAAAAUUGGUCUUUUCUCGAUUGGGACUCCCGAUUUGCUAAUUUUCGAAACAACAAAGAUAAAGAAAAGGUUGACUCUGCUCCAAGACCUAUUCCAUCCUGGUACUUAAAAAAGAAGAAAAUUAGGACUGAUUCAGAAGGAAAAAUGGAUGAUAAAAAAGAUGAUAAUAAAGAAGAAGAACAGGAGAGGCAAGAAUUAUUUGCCUCUCGUUUUUUACACAGCUCUAUCUUUGAACAAGAUUCCAAGCGAUUGCAACAUCUAGAGAGGAAAGAUGAAGACUCUGACUUCAUUUCUGGUAGGUUAUAUGGGAGACAGAUAUCUGAUGGUGUAAACAGCACAGCUGAUUCAGUUCAAGAGCCAGUAGUUCUAUUCCACAGCAGAUUUAUGGAGCUAACACGGAUGCAACAGAAAGAAAAAGAAAAAGACCAAAAACCCAAAGAGGCUGAGAAACGGGAAGAUACAGAGAAUCAACCCAAGACCCCAGAAUCUGCUUCUGAGAAUAAGGGGUCAGAACUGAAAACUUCUUCAGUUGGGCCCCCCAGUGUCACAGUUGUAACUCCAGAAUCAGCACCAUCAUCACUAGAGAAGACAGUUAAUGAAAAAACAGUAGAGGUGUCUCCAGUAACAGAAGAGAGGGCUGUGGAGCCCACAUUGGUCUCAGCAGAAGCAAAACCUGUGUCUGAACUGGCUUCUCUGCCUGUGGAACAACCUGAACAAGUAGACUUGCCCCUAGGAGUAGACACCAAUAAAGAUGCUGCUGCAACUCCUUUAGUUGUUGAAGAGAGCUCACCUGUUGACGUCCUGCCUUCUGUGGAUGCCAAGCCUCCAACACCUGGGGCCUCAUUUCCUCAGGUAGAGAUCAGUGCAGAUCCAGAACCCAACAGUAUCCUGCCACCUUCAAAAGCAACUCAGAAGUCCGAGGAAACUAAUGAGCCCAAAGCAGAAAAGCCAGACUCAGCUGCUAAUGUUGAGCCUGAUGCAAAUCAGAAGGCUGAAGUAGUUCCUGAGGUUCAACCUCAAGCUUCUGAAGACUUAGAUGUUGAUCCUCCAGUUGCUGUAAAAGAUAAAAAAACAAACAAAAGUAAACGUUCCAAGACCCCAGUUCAGGCAGCUGCAGCAACUAUUGUGGAGAAACCUGUCACAAGGAAGAGUGAGAGAAUAGACCGGGAAAAACUGAAGCGGUCUAAUUCUCCUCGGGGAGAAGCACAGAAACUUUUAGAAUUGAAGAUGGAGGCAGAGAAAAUUACAAGGGCUGCUUCUAAAACCUCUGCUGGGGACCUUGAACACCCUGAACCAAGUUUGCCCCUCAGCCGAACAAGGCGCCGAAACGUAAGGAGUGUUUAUGCAACCAUGAGUGACCACGAAAACCGCUCUCCAGUAAAAGAGCCCAUAGAGCAGCCCAGACUGACCAGGAAGAGAUUGGAGCGAGAGCUUCAGGAAGCUGCGGCAAUUCCUACUACCCCUAGGAGGGGAAGGCCUCCAAAAACACGCCGUCGAGCUGAUGAAGAUGAUGAGACUGAGGCCAAAGAACCAGUUGAAACACUCAAGGCAGCUGAGGGAUGGCGAUCCCCUCGAUCUCAGAAGUCAGCAGCUACUAGUGGUCCCCAAGGGAAAAAGGGAAGAAAUGAAGCAAAAGUUGAUGCUGUGGCUGAACGUCCUGAGGCUACCACUGAGACGGGUUCCCAAAUAAACUUGAAAGAAGGUAACACAAAAUCCAAACCUGAUAAAGAAGGAGGAGGAAGUGAGCAGAAACGUGAUAGAAAAGAACUCAGUGCAGACAGAAAUCCACCUGAAACUCCCCCUGUUGAAGUGGUGGAGAGAAAAACAGCCCCUGAAAAAAACUCCAAAUCAAAGAGAGGAAGAUCUCGGAGCUCUAGGUCAGCAGUGGACAAGUCGGCAAACCUGAAAACUGUGGAUGGUAAUGUCAUUGCGGCUGCAGGGCCAGCAGUGGAGAGGGAAGCUGGGGUUGUGGCGGUCUCCCCUGAGAAAAGCGAGAGUUCCCAAAAAGAGAGUCAUUUAUCAUCCCAGGGGAAAAGUGAUGCACUUGAUCCUGUUGAUCCAGAAAAGGAACCAGAGAAGGAAGACGUGUCUGACUCUAAGCCGUCCCCAGAAGCAACUCAGUUAGCCAAGCAGAUGGAGCUGGAGCAGGCCGUGGAGAACAUUGCAAAGCUCACGGAAACCUCAGCCUCCUCGGCUUAUAAGGCAGCAACCACGGAGGCACGAGAGGGCCUCUCCACAGAGGACCGGCAGAAGCCUGCACAUCAGGCAAGUGAAACAGAACUUGCUGCGGCCAUUGGCUCCAUCAUUAAUGACAUUUCUGCAGAGCCAGAAAACUUCACGGCACCUCCAACCUACCCAGAAGAAUCUCAAACAGAUCUACAGGCCCAUUCUCAAGUGUUGCAGCCUCCUGAAGAAGGAAUGGAGCCGGAGACUGAUGAGGCCUUGUCUGGCAUCUUGCAGACGGAGACUGCUACAGAAUCUUCCAGGCCACCAGCCAGUGCCUCUGGUCCCUCAGCAGGCCCAGCAGACCCCAAGGAGGUCAAAGGGAACAGUAGUGAAUCCUCCCAUUCAGUGCAGGAAACCAAAGGGUCAAAAGAAGCAGAAGUUGUUCGGAAGGACAAGGGGCGCCAGAAAACAACUCGAUCACGCCGCAAACGGAAUUCAAACAAGAAAACGGGGGGUGCUGCAGAGUCCCAUGCCUCUGAACCUGACCAAGCUCAAAGUAAGAGUCCUGCUGCAAAUGAGGGAACAGCAGAACAACCCCCAGAAACUCCACAAGAAGAAAAGCCGAGUGCAGAGCCCCACUCCACUCCUCCUGAGUCCUGCACUUCUGACCCAGGCAGGCCUCUAUCGGUCGAGAAUUUGUCCCAAGAAAGCAGUGUUGAAGAAAAGACUCCAACCAAAGUGUCAGUGCUUCCAGACCCUCCCCCUACUUCACAACCAGUCCCAGUAGAUGAUGACCAUCAAGCCAGAUUCAAGGUGCAUUCAAUUAUUGAAAGUGAUCCAGUAACCCCACCCAGUGAUUCAAGCAUACCCACACCCACAAUUCCUUCUGUAGCUGCAACAAAACACCCAACUCCUGUUGCCUCUGGGGGGAUCCCACAACAGAGUCCUACAAAAGUGACAGAGUGGAUAACAAGGCAGGAGGAGCCACGGGCUCAGUCCACCCCAUCUCCAGCUCUCCCACCAGACACAAAAGCCUCCGAUAUUGACACCAGCUCCAGUACACUGAGGAAGAUCCUCAUGGACCCCAAAUACGUGUCUGCUACUGGCAUUGCUUCCACGAGUGUCACUACUGCCAUUGCAGAGCCUGUCAGUGCUGCCCCUUUCCUGCAUGAGGCACCACCCCCUCCAGUUGAAUCUAAAAAGCCUCUUCUGGAAGAAAAACAAGCAGCUCCACUUACAAACACCUCUGACACACAGGCUUUAGAGGCUCCAGUGGCCACUGACAAAGAAAAGGUAGCUCCAGUUAUUGCUCCCAAAAUUACUUCUGUUAUUAGUCGGAUGCCCGUCAGCAUUGAUUUGGAGAACUCGCAGAAGAUAACUCUGGCGAAACCAGCUCCUCAGACCCUGACUGGCCUGGUGAGUGCCCUGACUGGCCUGGUGAAUGUCUCCCUGGUUCCAGUCAACGCCCUGGCAGGCCCAGUGAGUGCCCUAAAGGGGCCCGUGAAGGGCUCGGUGACGACGCUGAAAGGUCUGGUGAACACUCCUGCCGGCCCCGUGAACGUCCUAAAGGGGCCAGUGAAUGUGCUCACGGGGCCAGUGAAUGUGCUCACCACUCCGGUGAACGCCGCUGUGGGCACCGUUAACACCGCCACUGGCACAGUCAGCGCCACCACGGGCACGGUCAACGCUGCCACAGGCGCAGUCAAUGCCGCCUCAGGUUCAGUGACGGUCCCAGCAGGCACAGUAACUGCUGCAUCAGGCGGCGUGACUGCCACGGCAGGGGCAGUGAUUGCCCCAUUGGCCAAAGGCAAGCAGAGGUCAGGUACAAAUGAAAACAGCCGGUUCCACCCAGGAUCUAUGUCUGUGAUUGAUGAUCGCUCGGCAGACACGGGUUCUGGUGCAGGACUGCGUGUGAACACGUCCGAAGGGGUUGUGCUCCUGAGCUAUUCGGGGCAGAAGACUGAAGGCCCACAGCGCAUUAGCGCCAAGAUCAGUCAGAUUCCCCCAGCCAGUGCCAUGGACAUUGAGUUUCAACAGUCAGUGUCCAAAUCCCAGGUCAAACCUGACUCGGUCAUGCCUUCUCAGCCUCCGCCCAAGGGGCCUCAGGCCCCUUCAGGCUACACAAAUGUGGCAACGCAUUCUACUCUGGUACUGACGGCCCAGACCUACAAUGCAUCUCCUGUGAUUUCAUCUGUUAAGGCCGACCGCCCAUCCUUGGAGAAGCCUGAGCCCAUUCACCUCUCAGUGUCCACCCCGGUCACUCAGGGUGGCACAGUGAAGGUUCUCACCCAGGGCAUAAACACACCCCCAGUGCUGGUUCACAACCAGCUAGUCCUCACCCCAAGCAUAGUCACCACUAAUAAAAAGCUUGCUGACCCCGUCACUCUCAAAAUAGAGACAAAGGUCCUUCAGCCAGCUAACCUGGGCUCAGCCCUCACUCCUCAUCACCCUCCUACUCUGCCCAGCAAACUGCCUGCAGAAGUGAACCAUGUAAACUCGGGGCCCAGUACCCCAGCAGAUCGAACUGUCUCCCACUUGGCCGUCACAAAGCCAGAUGCACAUUCUCCUCGACAGAGUGGGUCUACUCCAUCCCCGUUCCCGAGGGCGUGUCACCCCAGCAGCACUGCGUCCACGGCUCUCUCCACUAAUGCCACGGUCAUGUUGGCUGCAGGCAUUCCUGUGCCCCAGUUCAUCUCGAGCAUACACCCAGAGCAGUCUGUCAUCAUGCCACCGCACAGCAUUACCCAGACUGUGUCCCUUGGUCACUUGUCCCAGGGUGAGGUAAGAAUGAACACACCCACGCUGCCCAGCAUCACCUACAGCAUCCGGCCAGAGACACUUCACUCUCCGCGGGCUCCCCUGCAGCCCCAGCAGAUAGAGGUCAGGGCCCCAAAGCGUGCAGGUACACCCCAGCCUGCCGCGGCUGGUGUGCCUGCCCUGGCCCCCCAGCACCCUCCUGAGGAUGAGGUGCAUUAUCACCUCCCUGUUGCCCGAGCCACGGCCCCUGUGCAGUCGGAGGUGCUGGUCAUGCAGUCUGAGUACCGGCUGCAUCCCUACACCGUGCCCCGGGAUGUGAGGAUCAUGGUGCACCCUCACGUGACGGCGGUCAGCGAGCAGCCCAGGGCAACAGACGGGGUGGCCAAGGUGCCGCCAGUCAGCAAGGCCCCUCAGCCACCAGGGAAAGAAGCUGCCAAAACAGCAGAUGCCAAAGCAGCAGCGGCCCCUCACGGCGAGGCCCGCAUCCUCACGGUCACCCCCAGCAACCAACUCCAGGGGCUGCCUCUGACCCCACCUGUGGUGGUGACCCACGGAGUGCAGAUCGUGCACUCCAGCGGGGAGCUGUUUCAGGAGUACAGAUAUGGCGACAUCCGCACCUACCAUGCCCCGGCUCAGCUCACACACACUCAGUUUCCUGCUGCUUCCUCAGUUGGCCUGCCUUCCCGGACCAAGGUUCCUGCCCAGGGCCCUCCACCCGAAGGUGAGCCUGUGCAGCCCGCCCAGUCCACACAGCCUGCCCAGCCCGCCCAGUCCACACAGCCCACCCAGCCCAGCCAGCCCAGCCAGCCACCAAGCAGCAAACUGCCUCAAGUCUCCCAGGAGGCGAAGGGGACUCAGACAGGAGUAGAGCCGACUCGCCUCACAGCUGUACCUGUGAACAGACCACCUGAGCCUCAUGGUCAGGUUCAGAGGGCACAGGUGGAAACAGGCCAGACUUCCUACCCCUCCCCGGUAUCUGUCUCCAUGAAGCCUGACCUCCCGGCCCCUCUUCCUGCUCAGGCUGCCGCAAAGCAGCCAUUGUUCGUCCCCACAACCUUGGGCCCCAGCACACCCCCAGGACUGGCUCUGCCACACACUGAAGCCCAGCCUACCCCGAAACAAGAUUCUUCUCCACACUUGACUUCCCAGAGACCAGUGGAUAUGGUUCAGCUUCUGAAGAAGUACCCCAUCGUGUGGCAGGGUCUGCUGGCCCUCAAGAAUGACACAGCUGCUGUGCAGCUCCACUUUGUCUCUGGCAACAACGUCCUGGCCCAUCGGUCCCUCCCCCUCUCUGAAGGGGGCCCCCCCCUGAGGAUCGCCCAGAGGAUGCGGCUAGAGGCCUCACAACUGGAAGGGGUUGCCCGAAGGAUGACGGUGGAGACAGAUUACUGCCUGCUGUUGGCCCUGCCUUGUGGCCGUGACCAGGAGGAUGUUGUGAGCCAGACUGAGUCCCUCAAGGCUGCCUUUAUCACCUACCUGCAGGCCAAGCAGGCGGCAGGAAUUAUCAAUGUCCCCAAUCCUGGCUCCAAUCAGCCCGCCUAUGUGCUGCAGAUCUUCCCACCCUGUGAGUUCUCUGAGAGCCACCUGUCUCGCCUGGCCCCUGACCUCCUGGCCAGCAUCUCCAACAUUUCCCCCCACCUCAUGAUCGUCAUUGCCUCCGUGUGAGCCACUACUGGCCACCACCUGGGUGUAUUUUCCCACGGCUCUGCAGCAAAAAAGUCAACACAGGACAACCCAGCCAAGUGGAGGUAGAAGCUGCUGAAGAGGACAGACUCCACUGCCAGACGGCCAGCCUCCCGCCUCCUGCCCGCCCGGCUCCCGCUGGACAGACCUUCUCUGGGCAGUGGUGCUGCUACCUUGUAUGUUUACAUGAUGCUGUUCACCCCAGGACUGACCGCCACCCGUGGACUCGCUCGCAGACAACUUGGGGCUGGGUUUCUCUCUCCUCUUUUUGGAGAAAAGGAACAGGGCAGUGGAAUUAUUUUUUUGUUUGUUUUGUUUUUAUUUGUAAGAAACAAGAAAACAGAACUGCCUUUGCACUAAAUUAGUGACUAGGACUUUUGCACAGUGAAGACAGGCUGUGACACUCUGGAUGUCUUGGUGUCUGUGAACACACAUCGUGGACUCUAAUGCAGGACUGGGAACUUCUGCUGAAACCUUGGGGUCGAGGAACAUUUCAUUGGUUUUUUGUCCCCGUCCCCUCCCUUCCCUUCCCUCUGCUCAUUUGGAUGUGUCACCUUUCUUAAUUCUCCUCCACCACUAUCUCUGAUUCACGUGGAUGUACAGUUUACAAUCAAAAGAGAGUGAAUAGAAGGAUAGUUAAUUUCCUUUCUUGGUGGGAUAUGCAGAACUUGGGAUGUGUGUAUAUAUAAAUAUAUAAUAUAUAAAAAUAUAUAUAAUACUGACUUAAAAAAUCAAAUUCCCCCGACAUACAUUUUUUUUAAUCUGUGCCAAAAAUGUGUUUUCAGAGAAAAUCUUAUUUUCAUACUCAGACUUUGUAUCGUCAAUCAUUUGUAUAAGUGCGCUUCGUUACAGCACGGGCCCUGCCCCGUGACGUGGGCGUGUCACACAGCACCUGUACAAAGACUGGCUAAGCCCCUCUUCCCGUUACCUGGACCUCUCCCCUGACUUCCUAACACUUAUUAAUUUAUGAAACUGUUUUUCUCAGCGCAGUUUUGUUUUGUGUCCAUUGGAUUACAAACUUUAUUAAAAAAUACAAAACACA